Messenger RNA from Varanus komodoensis (Komodo dragon), 414 nucleotides. It is a transcript of the gene ACBD7, whose product is annotated as acyl-CoA binding domain containing 7. NCBI's taxonomy places the organism in Eukaryota, Metazoa, Chordata, Lepidosauria, Squamata, Varanidae. The transcript has 4 exons. The record is from RefSeq and is a predicted model, not a curated record. Gene Ontology annotation, biological process: fatty acid metabolic process. Gene Ontology annotation, molecular function: fatty-acyl-CoA binding. Bases 15 to 281 code for a protein of 88 amino acids.
UUUUUUCCACCAGCAUGACCCUCCAGGCUGACUUCAAUAAUGCAGCAGAAAGUGUUAAAAAAUUAAAGACCAGGCCAACAGAUGAUGAACUGAAGGAAUUGUAUGGGCUCUACAAACAGUCUACUGUGGGAGAUAUUAAUACUGAGUGUCCUGGAAUGCUGGAUUUAAAAGGCAAAGCCAAAUGGGAAGCGUGGAAUCAUAAGAAAGGUUUGUCAAAGGAAGAUGCCAUGAAUGCUUAUAUUUCCAAAGCAAAUGAGAUGAUUAAGAAAUAUGGAAUUUAGAAUUAGACUAAUUCGAAGAUGACAGCAUUACUAAUUUCUAGUUCAGCAUGAAACUUUACCAGGCAUGAGUUAUUUAACUGUGCCCAUUAUGGGACUGACUGCCUUCAUUUAUAAUAAAUUUUUUACUUAGGAA